This is a messenger RNA of Lobosporangium transversale, 807 nucleotides long. RefSeq names its product DnaJ-domain-containing protein. The record is from RefSeq and is a predicted model, not a curated record. NCBI's taxonomy places the organism in Eukaryota, Fungi, Mortierellomycota, Mortierellomycetes, Mortierellales, Mortierellaceae. The transcript is spliced from 2 exons. Bases 82 to 795 code for a protein of 237 amino acids.
CAUUACUACACUUUCUACCCUGAACGACAUUGUAAUAUAUUUAAACUAUUGCCAUUGUGACAAGAAGAAACGCGAGGAAGCAUGGCCGACUUUGACAUUGAACGGAUGCUGGAAGUGGAAGCAUCAGCUGUGCAAAAAGAUGCAGAAGUAGAGCGUAUUAUGGCAUGCUUCAAGCUAGACCCAUAUGACAUCCUCGAACUGGACAUGAAUUGUGUUGAAAAAGACAUCAAGAUGGCAUACCGCAGGAAAUCACUGAUGAUUCAUCCUGACAAGGUCAAACAUCCGAAAGCACAGGAUGCUUUUGAUCUACUCAAGAAGGCAGAAAUGGAUCUCAUGGAUCCAGGCAAACGUUCAUUUUUAAACAGUAUUAUUGAGGAAGCCAAAUACGAAGUCAAGAAAGCACAACCAUUGAACAUUGCACCGACAGAUCCUUUUUUUACAUCGCCCGUUUACAAGUCCCUGGUCAAACAAAAGACGAAGGAUUUAUUGAUUGAGGCAGAAUUACGCAAGCGCAAGCUGAUUAAGAAGGAAAUGGAAGCAGAGGGAGCUGAGGCAAGGAAACAGGAUGAAGUUAUUUCGGAACGGAAACGAAAGCAAGAAGCACAAAAGGUGUGGGAAGAUUCUAGAGAUGAUCGUGUACAGGGUUGGAGGAAUUUUCAGGCAGGGAAGACUGCAGGAGGUAAAAUAAAGAGGAAGAAACCAUCAACAUUCAGACCUCCUAGGGCUGUUGCAGAAGAGUCAGCAGUACCUUAUAAUAAACGGCCAACUACAUCAUCGGCAACAGAGGGAUUUUAGACUUUAAAACAC